UUCAGCAGGAAUUUCACUGCGCGUGCGGUUGUUGCAGAAAAACACAAGCAUCGGAGAGACAAUAGAGAGGUAUUUAUCGAGUAUUUGAAUAUAUUAUAUGUAUUUUCAUAUUUUUAACUGAGUUGGUUAAAGAAUAUGUAGAUAGGGAGGUCGGUAGCAGCUUUCGAAAACUAUCAGCCAGCUAGCAACAGCUGACGAUGAUGCGGUGCCGGUGUCCAGUUUGUUAUAAUAACAUCACCAAUCAGGAUCAUUGUCGUGAUUUGUGAUUUUCUAGGCCUGUAGCUAGAUCUGAAUCUAAGAUUCAGCUGCUUUAUAUGCAAAGUUGAGUAUUAGUAAAGCUACCAAAUUUUUGUAUUUUAUGAAUGUUUCUUGGCUUUGUUAUUGUUUAGGUAGCUCCAGUGGCGUUUCUAUGAUUUGAGGACAUUGGGGGCUUAGCCCAAAUCCAGAAGGGGAACACUAGUAGGGGGGUCCGUGGGCAUCCUCCCCUGGAAGAAGAAAUGUAAUUUCAAUGGCUAAAUGCAUCAAUCGGGUGAACUUUGAGAUUAACAUUGAGAGAUUAAAAUUAUUAAAGCUGCAACAUGUAACUUUUUGGGUGACCUGACCAAAUUCACAUAGAAAUGUGAGUCAUAGAUCGGUCAUUCUCAUUGAAAGCAAGUCUUAGAAGCGGGAUAUGUUAUAUGUGCGAUAUUUCUAUGCUUCCCGUUCUUAAGUAUCGUUUUUGCGUCUUUUACUUUCAGUUUUGUACACCAGCUUCAAACAACCUAAAAUAUAUUUCACAGCAGUUUAGAUGGUACAAUGAUUCUCUACACUGAGGGCUUGUUUUGUCAUAUAAACUGAAAUUAGGCGAACAAUUAUAAUUUUUGCAACCAGAAAAUGGUGGUGCGAUUUCUGCAUAUUGCACCUUUAAGGAUUUGGUAAAAAAUCAUAAUAAAUGUAGGUAAAGUAUCCCUUUUUAAAAUAGGGCUGAAAGAAAGUCCUGCAGGGGGUAUAUUUUCCGUUAAGGGGCUUUGAAAAUGUUCAAGAUAUGACAAUUAAUUUCUCCAAAUCACCUCAACUUCCAGAAAAAUCUAAAGCGGGUUGAGGCUGACUAGUUGCAGACACUUGUCAUCUUUUAGUACGUAGGUAAGAUGUUUAUGGUCUUACCACAUCUUUUAGUACGUAGGUAAGAUGUUUAUGGUCUUACCACCUCUUUUAGUACGUAGGUAAGAUGUUUAUGGUCUUACCACCUCUUUUAGUACGUAGGUAAGAUGUUUAUGGUCUUACCACAUCUUUUAGUACGUAGGUAAGAUGUUUAUGGUCUUACCACAUCUUUUAGUACGUAGGUAAGAUGUUUAUGGUCUUACCACCUCUUUUAGUACGUAGGUAAGAUGUUUAUGGUCUUACCACAUCUUUUAGUACGUAGGUAAGAUGUUUAUGGUCUUACCACAUCUUUUAGUACGUAGGUAAGAUGUUUAUGGUCUUACCACAUCUUUUAGUACGUAGGUAAGAUGUUUAUGGUCUUACCACAUCUUUUAGUACGUAGGUAAGAUGUUUAUGGUCUUACCACCUCUUUUAGUACGUAGGUAAGAUGUUUAUGGUCUUACCACAUCUUUUAGUACGUAGGUAAGAUGUUUAUGGUCUUACCACCUCUUUUAGUACGUAGGUAAGAUGUUUAUGGUCUUACCACCUCUUUUAGUACGUAGGUAAGAUGUUUAUGGUCUUACCACCUCUUUUAGUACGUAGGUAAGAUGUUUAUGGUCUUACCACCUCUUUUAGUACGUAGGUAAGAUGUUUAUGGUCUUACCACCUCUUUUAGUACGUAGGUAAGAUGUUUAUGGUCUUACCACCUCUGCCUAGCAGCUUGUGAACACUACUAAAAUGACGACAAAAUAAUUGAGGUAAGAGAAGUAUGUAGUCUAUUUCCCUUUGACUAAAUUAAGUGAUAUUAAGUUGUUAUCCACCUUGUAUUUCAAUAUAGCCUAUUAUCAUUUAUGACUUACAAUCAACAUGUUCAUGACAUAGCUUACCUACCUGAAUGACUACAAAAAUGCAUAGCCUCUGACAAGCACAAUAAUUAGCCUGUUUAGUGUGUAGGUCACACGCCUGACAGUGAGGUUUACAACAGUUAUCUACUGUGAGACACCGUGUCAUCAUGAGAACAGUGACCCUGAUCACUGAAGUCCACUGUACUGUGAUCCUACUCUUUAAUGCUUCUCAGGGAUAUGAAGUGAAAAUCUCUUGGGAUCAGACCUAUCUAAAACUAAUGAUCACAUGUCUCUUUAGAAUGUGUUUCAGAGGGAUGCUGUAAAGCAGGGUUAGGCAACUAGAUUCAGCCGAGGGGCGAUUUUUGUCGGAGCGAAUGUUCGGGGGGCCGGAACAUAAUUAUAAUAAUUUUGAACACCGCAAAUUGACCACAACUAGGCCCAAAAAGAGAUUGUAUUUGAAAAUAACAAUUUCAUACCUAGGUAGUAAGCACUUAGAGAGAGCUGAGAUAAGGUGUCCAGAAGGCCAAAGCUGUAAUGUGUGUUUGUCUUGUUGCAGAUUGAAGAAAGGGUUGACUGCUGGGUAACACUACAUCCACUUUGAGGAUAAACUGACAAGCAGUCAUCUGUGUCCUGAAUGUCACAAGAGCCACAACAAACCUUCAGACUGACCCCUCAACCCAAACUAUGAAUACCCUCAACUCAGCUCUUUAGUGUUGAAGUCUGUGUUCAACAGAGUAGGGUGAAUUUGGGGGUGUUUUAGGUAGGAUUUUGGGGGUUGUGCCAGCCGGGUGGUGUCCCAUGGCGAUUAACAGUGAGGCGAGGGGACUGGGCCGAGGCUGGGAGUGAAGAUGCUGGUGAGAGAGCGUGGUUACUGCAGAGCCCCAGUGUGGAGUCCGUUCGGCCCCCUGUGUCAGACAGGGAGAGGAGUGGAGGGGUGUCGGCCACAGCCGCUGUCUUCAUUGUGGUGAAUGCUGCGCUGGGGGCAGGACUACUCAACUUUCCCGCCGCCUUCAACAUGGCUGGAGGCGUGAUUGCAGGGGUGGUGCUACAGAUGGUGAGUGCUACAGACACACACACACUUUUGAGACCGAAGCCUGCACACUGUGGCACUCCAGGAGCAGAAGUGAGAAAUACUGCAUAUAUAUAUUAUACAGGGAUGUAUUUGUUAAAACGUCCUGUUGUUGUGUGUUGUAGGCCAUGCUGAUUUUCAUAAUCAGCGGUCUGGUGAUCCUGGCAUACUGCUCCCAGGUUAGUAAGUUACCCCCCCCCCCCCCCCCUCUUACGAACACACAAUUGACAAUUUAAGACAUUAUUAUCCAGCAGUACUCUUCCUAGUGACCCUGUGCUCUUUGCCUAGGUCAGUAAUGAGGGCACCUAUCAGGAGGUGGUGCGGGCAUCGUGUGGGAAGGUCACAGGGGUCAUCUGUGAGGUGGCCAUCGCCGUCUACACCUUUGGCACCUGCAUUGCCUUCUUUAUUGUCAUUGGAGACCAGCUGGACCGCUGUGAGUGUUUCUCACACAUAGAUCAUGAACAUGUGUACACACACACACACAUUUUUAAGUACUUUAUUUGAAUCCACAAAUCGAAUUACAGUCGAGAAGAAUUCAAACAAUUCAAAAGGACACAUAUCUGGACACUUAUGGAUGCAUUUACUUGAAGAGCAGUGCAGAUGCAAAGUUUGGUAACAGAAUGACGGCACAAUGGUUUUCACUGUGUUACUGUAGAAUUGCCCACCUUCUUCUCCAAACAGCUAAGCUGCCCAUGACAGCUGACACAGAGCAGUGCCUCGCCCGCUGCUUUGCCUUUGUCCUAUGCAGGUCUGCAAUCUGAAGCCCACGUACUGUCAGCCUAUGUACAUGACCGAGGCUCCUAUAUAUCAGCACUACAAGUUUGCACUGAUAACCAAGGCUGUUCAGGGGCUGGUAUUUCAGCAAUGGUCUGCUCCAUAUAGGAGUCAAAAGAGUAACCCACUUCCAAAAUGAGCUCGUCCCCCACAACAACAAUAUCUGGCAUAUUCGGUAUACAAGAAAACUCAACAUCAAACCAGCCUCCUCUGACAAGAGAAUGUUUGUGAAUAUGCACUGAUGGUGGUACUGUCUGUCUCACCUCACUAGCUAUCAGGUCAAUGAGGCAGUCAUGUCUAGCUAUGUAUAAGUCCUUGUAUGAACGGCAAACAUUAACAACAUGUGCAACAGUCUCCAUCACACACACAGUUGACGAAACAGAAGGUCAUUUUACUAAAAGUUGCAGAUUGUAGCAUUGGCUAGCCUUUUUCACCAGUUGUUUUCCAUUUCCUUUGUACCUUCAAAAAAGGUUAACUUCAUCUGUUGCACCAUCACACUAUCUGUGUGUUUGUUGAUGUGUUGUAUUAGUGUAAUCAGAAAGGGUUAUUAUCACUGUGGAUAAGGGCCAAGGGAGUUUGGAAUGAGAUCCUCUCUAGCUCAGCUGUUUAGAUGUGCCGUCAUAAUGAAAUGGCCAUUAAGGCUUUAAGUGCUGACCGGUUGGAAAGCCACCUUAGGUCAGCCUCAGAUGGACUAUGACCCUGCUAUCAGAUAGCCUGCACUACAACAAUUCUACUUUAAAUAAGACGUUAGUCAAUGGAAUGUUCUGUUUGCUCUUCUGCCUUUCCUCUAUCUCUCUCACUUCCUCUACUCACUAUCUCUCUCUUUCUGUAGUGAUAGCUGCAAUAGCUCAUUUGCCAGAUGGUGUGGUCGGUGGUCACUGGUACAUUGACCGUAAGUUCACCAUUUGUGUGACUGCCAUCCUGGUCAUUCUGCCUCUCUCCAUCCCCAAAGAGAUUGGCUUCCAGAAAUACGCCAGGUAUGCCUUGCUGCAUCCAACAAAUACACGUUUACAAAUUUACCAAGUACACUUUCCCACACCACCCUUUAGUCUACAACUGAUGAUUGAAUUAGAAUUUGAAGCCUGCUUAUUAUCAGUAGGCUAUAUGAAUACAGGUCAGUCUGUGAUAGUGCUGUUCUCCUGUUUUUAGUGCCCUGAGUGUUGUUGGCACCUGGUAUGUCACCAUUGUGGUAAUCCUGAAAUACAUCUGGCCUGAUAAAGAGAUGACCCCCGGCUACAUUCCAACCAGGUAAGCUAACUGAACUACAUAUACAAUUCCCACUCAUUCAGACCCGUUCCCUACACCCAUGGUGCCAGACGGGACAUAGAGUUCAGAAACUGCAUUUCAGCCCACUCGCCUUUCAUUAAAGCACAGUCUACAUCAAACUACAGUUCCCAUCAUGCUUUGUUUGUGUUGAUCAGCCAGUAUGUCUGUUACAGCCCGUCCUCCUGGAGUGCAGUGUUGAACGCCAUGCCCACCAUUUGCUUUGGCUUCCAGGUAUCUGUCUGUGUUUGUGAGUGUGUGCAUAUGGCUAUUUCUAUUACUUGAUUGAAAAAUGCUUGAAAUUACUAAUAUCCUCACACAAUCUCUCUCACUUUCUCUAUCUCUCAGUGUCAUGUGAGCAGUGUGCCAGUGUUUAAUAGCAUGAGAAGGAGUGAGAUCAAGCCCUGGGGAGGUGUGGUCACCGUCGGCAUGAUCAUCUGCCUCUUCGUCUACACUGGCACAGGUGUGUGUGUUCGUCAAGUGUGUGGGUCUACAGUCAGUUCUGAAUGCAUUGGGUUUUGUUGUAUGGCAUGGCUCAUUUCUUGUGUGAUUUGUUGAUGUGUUAAUGGUGCAUACUCCCUGUCUCAGGUGUCUGUGGCUUUCUGUCAUUUGGGUCUAACGUCAGUCAGGAUGUGCUGAUGUCAUAUCCUCCUAACGACAUCGCCAUGGCAAUCGCAAGAGCCUUCAUCGUAAUCUGUGUUAUCACCUCCUAUCCCAUUCUACACUUCUGUGGCCGGUGAGACACUUUAACCUUACCCUACAAAGCACAAAGUGUGCCACCCAUGCCAUUUCAAUGCUACAUUGUUGUGUAACUUGUUUCUUCAGGGCGGUGCUUGAGGGGCUAUGGCUCCGUUUCCGCGGCGAGCAGGUGGAGUUGUGUGUGAGGCGUGAGCGGAGACGCAGGGUGUUGCAGACGCUUGUGUGGUUCACGAUCACACUCGUCCUUGCGCUCUUCAUCCCCGACAUUGGCCGAGUCAUCUCCCUCAUCGGCGGACUGGCAGCCUGCUUCAUCUUUGUCUUCCCAGGUAUGACCAGUGUGUGUGUGUUUUACAAUGUGUUUAUAUCAGCAAUAAGCAUAAUGCCUGUAUAUAAUGUCUGCUCUCCCCUGCAGGUCUGUGUCUGAUUCAGGCAAAGCUCUCAGAAACAGAGGUCCGAUCUGCUAGGUAAGACGAGACUCACUACCUGUACGUAAUUGAAGAAAUGUAAAUGAAGAAAUCUCCUGAUGUGACUGUUAGUGAACGCUGAUCUCCUCUCUCCAUAGCUGGCAUGGGAUGGUGGUCUACGGUGUCAUCAUGGUAACCAUCGGCGCUUUCAUCUUUGGCCAGACCACCGCCAAUGCCAUCUAUCAAGACAUCAUCCACUAUCCGGACAGCCAAUAGAAUUCUGACCAGCAAGACUCUUUGCUGGAUGAGGAGGAGGAGGAGGAUGCAGGUCUAUGCUGCUAUUCUGAACUUUAUUGACUUAUAUCAGGAUGUGGAGGAUCCAACACACAUGCAAACACACUCCCUCCUGUGACCUCUCCUGCAUGCCGCACGUCUCGUUGUCUCCCUGACGAUGAAACCGCUCCAUAGCACUCGUCACCCAUGGAGCGAUGCUCUUAGGAUUGGAUGAGAGUCCUGAGAGCAACCACUGACAAGGGACCUAUCUUGUCUUUUAAAAAGAUUAUGCCAAUUUUAUGUUGCUGUUUUUAUUUAAUUAUAUUGUGGGAAUAGUCCUGUGUUUUGCCCCGUUGUGGGCAGCAGUACCAAAUCCGUCUUGACAUUCUCAGCCCCUCCCUAUGCUUUUCCCUGCUGGCCCAGCAUGCACAACUGCACUACAGGUGGCAUCCCAUCCCUCAAGAAACUGGGCAGUGGGAGAGGGUACCUCUCCCCCUGGGUACCUCUCUCUGAUAGGUGUUGUUACUGAGGAGUAAUGAACAUACUGUUUUAAGAAUGUGGCCAAACAUUUCCAUCCAUUUUUGUAUUACUUUUACAAUUCCAAUGAUCAAGUGGUUUGAAGACGUAUCCUGAAAUUGUAGUUCUUAAACCUGUAAUGUGGCAAGUGUAUUAUAAUUUUAAGCGAUUUUGAAUGCCUUUGAGAUUUCAGAAGUCUGGGGUCUUAAGCUGAUUCCUGAAGUUAAACGAUUGUAUUGGGCCUAGCUUUAAGGGACAAAAAGCUAUCAUGUUCAAAGGGAUUGUUCCUCAGGGCAGAAAUGACUGUUUUAGAAUUACUUGAAUGAGAUUGGAAAUGCUUGAAAUGCAUUUACUUUUUAUUGUUUUAUGAUUUGUAUUCCAUAAUUGGAGCCAAGGGAAAUCGUUUUUUUCUGAACUGAACCAAUUUAGUCAUCUGGUUGAACAAUAAGCAGUCGUAAUCCUGACUUCUCCUGUUAUCAAUCUACAUUUUAAUAAAC
Coregonus sp. 'balchen' is the source of this 7459-nucleotide messenger RNA. NCBI's taxonomy places the organism in Eukaryota, Metazoa, Chordata, Actinopteri, Salmoniformes, Salmonidae. The record is from the annotation of a GenBank genome assembly.